Molecule: messenger RNA, 2557 nt
Organism: Poecile atricapillus (Black-capped chickadee)
Lineage: Eukaryota; Metazoa; Chordata; Aves; Passeriformes; Paridae
Gene: CLDN14
Product: claudin 14
Exons: 3
Coding region: 719-1411 (230 amino acids)
Biological process (GO): cell adhesion; bicellular tight junction assembly
Cellular component (GO): plasma membrane; bicellular tight junction
Molecular function (GO): structural molecule activity
Source: RefSeq, a predicted model, not a curated record
UGUGUUUGGAAUUCCUGCUCUGGAGGUCUCCUUGAACCCUGCCCUCUGGGAGCUGCUGGGCUCAUCUUCCGUGGCAUCUCCUGGUGAUCUGUGUCACCUCCAAGGAACCUGUGUCACAUCCAAGGGACCUGUGUCACCUCCAAGGGAUCCGUGCCAGAUCUCUGAGCCUGUAGGAAAGCAGCUGCUGCAGAGACAGGAUCAGCUCUUCACUUUCCACACAUCAGGACAGCCCUAGGAUGGGGUGAGCGUUUCCCUGCCUGCCAUGGAUUUUCCGCUUCCCUUCCCAAAGGACAGGGAACAUCUCCUGUCUAUCCAAGGGGGUGAUGGUGUCACUCCUCAGCUCCUGUGACCCACCAGGGAUCACCUCCACAAGCUGUGCUGAUGUUCCUGAAGCACAGAGAGGGAAGAUCUUCUGGGAUUCCAGAGAGCUGCACGUUCUGAAGCAAACAUUAAACAGCAAAAAGAGAGCUGGGAGCCAGAGCCAUCCUCACAUGAGCUCUCACUCCAGCUACAAAGCAGUUUGGCUCAGAGAAGGCAGCCACAGCCAGAAAAUUGGGAAAUUUUAAAACUCCUGUGUAAACCAGAGCCCUCACAGGGACAAGAGAGCAGGAGGUGUCAGAGUAAAACAGCCGCGUAUCUUCCAAGAAAAGCUGGCGUUUUCCAAGGGAACCCAAGCGGAGGUGCCUCAUUAAGAGAACGGGGCAGGACAAACAUUCCCAUGGCGAGCUGGGCCUUGGAGCUGCUCGGCUUCUCCCUGAGCCUGCUGGGCCUAAUUGGGACGUUAAUUACCACCGUCCUGCCGCACUGGCGGCGCUCGGCGCACGUGGGCAGCAACAUCAUCACGGCCGUGGCCUACGUCAAGGGGCUGUGGAUGGAGUGCGUGUGGCACAGCACCGGCGUCUACCAGUGCCAAGUGCACCGCUCCCAGCUGGCGCUGCCCGCCGACCUCCGCGCCGCCCGGGCCAUGAUGGUCAUCUCCUGCCUGCUGGCCGUGCUGGCGGCCGGCGUCGCCGUGGUUGGCAUGAGGUGCACGCACUGCGCCGAGGACAGCCCCGCCAAGGCCUCCAUCGCCGGCUCCGGCGGGAUCGGCUUCGUGGCGGCCGGGCUGCUCUGCCUUGUGCCGGUGUCGUGGAGCACCAACGACAUCGUUAUGGAUUUCUACAACCCCACGCUUCCCGCUGGGAUGAAGUAUGAGAUAGGGCAGGCUCUUUAUCUGGGGUUUGUCUCCUCGGCCUUGACCAUCCUGGGCGGUGCCCUGCUGUGCACGUCGUGCCUCGGGAACGAGACGCCUUUCCAGUUGCAUUCCAGGCCCGGAGAGCCUCCCUCCUCCAGGAGCGCCUCCAAGGGCAACCACGCUCCUUCCCUGACAUCUGCAUCCCACAGCGGCUACAGGCUGAGUGACUACGUGUGAGUUCCGCGGGAUCUUGGCCUCGGGAAUCCCGUGUGCGCCACCAGGGAACUCGGAACCGGCGUUGAAGUUUAGCGUUGUUUAUUCCUUCCUUUUCUUCCCUGAGGAGGAAAGGAUGUGGACACAGAACUGCUGCCUGCAAAACCUGGAAAAUAAAGGCAAAGGAGGCUGAGAUGUUCCCAAGGCAGCACAUCCCUGUCUACCUCCAAUCACAGCUUUGCAGGCAGGUAAUUCAAGGGGUAUUUUGUUAAAAAUAACGGUUCGGUUUGGAGUCGGUGCCCUGUGAAGCAGAACUGGCCACAUCUCUUUGUUUCUUCCCAAAAAAAGACAGUUUCCCCUAAAACCUGGAAUUUCUUGGGGAUACACAGUGAUUUCCAGCACUGACUGCCUGCUCGGUUCCUCAUUUCCAUAAUUCAUGAAUGUUUCGUCAUGACAAGGUAUUAAUUUUGCUUUGACUUAACCCUUUGUUUGUUUUUUUAGAGUCCCUUGAAAUAAGAAUUUCAGUGGCACCGUGACAGAUGUAUUUGACAGCCUGUUACAGCCAAUAUUUGAAGUUAUAUUGCAAUGUUUUGACCUGAUCAAAAUAAAAUUUCAGCGCAUUUUUGAAAUGCAUCACAAGGGAGACAAACCCUCUCAGAAUUGGGGUUUUUUACAAACUUCAGGAAUAGAAUGGAACCAGACAUUUGAUAGUAAAUACACUUUAAAAAUUAAAAUUAAAAAGUCUCAGAAUUUGUCACGUUUAGCUUUUGAGCAGAUUUAGCAUCCUACACAAUCUCUGCGUUAUAGGGAGUGGAAAAACCAUUUCUAGAAUCCUGUUCCCAAAUCCCGUGUAAUGAAACUCAUUUCUUAGGAUGAAUGCUGGUAUUUUGUGCCUGAAGGUGCAUUGGGGUUAGCAAGGAUAUUUCCAUCCCCUCCAGUGAUUUUUGGGGAACUUCCAGUGGGGCACAAGGCACCCUCCAUGCCAACAUUCAUGGACUGUGACCACUGCUUGUCAGGAGUACCAAAUCCAGACAUUUCCUUCCAAGAUCCUUACAAAAUUCCGUCGUUCCACAGGGCAUUCAAGCAAUCAAAAAUCAAAAUAAUGAGCAAAGAAGCCCAGCACUCUCCAUUUCACAUUACAGGCACACAUAUCGUGACAUAAAAUUAUGA